Molecule: messenger RNA, 7419 nt
Organism: Aspergillus tanneri
Lineage: Eukaryota; Fungi; Ascomycota; Eurotiomycetes; Eurotiales; Aspergillaceae
Product: Type I Polyketide synthases (Type I PKS)
Exons: 9
Coding region: 1-7419 (2472 amino acids)
Biological process (GO): secondary metabolite biosynthetic process; fatty acid biosynthetic process
Molecular function (GO): fatty acid synthase activity; oxidoreductase activity
Source: RefSeq, a predicted model, not a curated record
AUGGCCUCCAGCGACACCGACAGCUCAGGCAGCCCCCGGGGAUGGACGGCUGUGGAUGCGGAGGAAUACCAAACUACUGCCGAUGCAUCCUGGCCUCAUGAUGCCCCUCCUCUUAUUGCCAUUGUUGGCAUGGGAGUGCGGCUCCCCGGAGGUGUCUCCUCUCCAGAGGAUUUCUGGAAGCUGAUGAUUGACCGGAGAUGUGCAUCAGGUCCGGUUCCUGGUAGCCGGUACAAUAUAGACGCUUUCUACGGGGUCCCAGGAGAAGACACACAAUCUGUGGUAUCACGAAAUGGAUACUUUCUCGAUGAUGAGUACCUAGGAAAGGCAGAUUCAUCGUUCUUUCAAACCAAUCGAUACGAGCAUGGUGCUCAAGACCCCCAACAAAUGCUUCUCUUGGAAGUGGUAUGGGAGUGUAUGGAAAGCGCUGGUCAGGUCAAUUGGCGAGGAACAGAGAUUGGGUCAUUUGUAGGAACGUUCGGCGAGGACUGGUUGGAUCUUACGGCCAAAGACACCCAGAAUCUCAAUCCUCUGCAUGUCAUCGGGACGGGUGAUUAUGCAGUUGCUAAUAGAGUGUCAUUCGAGUAUGAUUUAAAAGGACCCAGUAUGACCUGCAGGACAGCCUGUUCCUCGUCUCUCGUGGCCCUCCACGAGGCAUGUCAAGCCAUCGCCCUUGGGGAUUGUCCGUCAGCUAUUGUUGGCGGGACAAGUCUAAUUUUCACCCCGACGAUGACGACGAAUAUGUCGCAGGCUAACGCUCUCUCCCCAGAUGGAAUCUGCAAGACGUUUGACGCAGAUGCGAAUGGAUAUACCCGUGGAGAGGGGAUUUGUGCUUUGUAUAUCAAAAAACUCGAUGAUGCGAUCCGGGACCAUGAUCCGGUCCGUGGAGUAAUUCGGGCAGUGGCAACAAACUUUGAUGGCCGGACAAAUCAUAUUAUGGUCCCGUCAGCAGAUGGCCAGGAGGCUCUGAUCCGGAAGGCCUAUCGCAAAGCACACAUAGCCAACCCGGGCGAGACGGCGUUCGUGGAAUGCCAUGGCACCGCUACACCAGUUGGAGAUGUCGUGGAGACCACUGCCAUAGCCAACGCUUUUGAAAGACAGUCUAUGAUAAUAGGGGGUGUGAAACCGAACAUUGGCCAUACCGAAGGUGCAGCAGGGCUUGCAGGGCUGAUCAAGGGAGUUCUCGCCCUGGAACAUAAACAGAUUCCUCCAAACAUACACUUUGCAACACCCAACCCAAAAAUCUUGUUCAAAGAGGCGGGAUUAACAGUACCAGUCGAAACUCUCCCUUGGCCUCAGGAUCGUAAAGAGCGUGUGAGCGUCAACUGUUUUGGAGUCGGUGGGACAAACGCACAUGUGAUUGUCGAUUCAGCGGACUCCGUGCUGGAGCCUCGAACCAACACCAGCGAGGGCAGUAAAAGUAUCCCUCAGCUACUAGUAGUUUCUGCUAGUCACUUAGAAUCCCUUACUCGAAGAAUCGAACAAAUCGAAAAUUAUAUUUCACAAAAAGCUGGUUCUCUGGAUGACCUAGUGUACACCCUCAGUGUGAGGCGUGAACAUUUGCAGCAUCGAGCCUUUGCGGUAAAACAUAAGGGCAACUCCACGAUGUCAACCAAUUUUGUUAGGGCUGAUAAUAUUAAUCAUGGAGCAAAGACAGUAGCAUUUGCAUUUCCUGGUCAAGGAGUGCAGUGGAGUGGGAUGGGUGCUCAGUUGAUGGAGAAUUUCACGUCCUUCAAGAACGACAUGCAUCGGAUGGAUAAUGUGCUCCAAGGCCUAUCAAAUGCACCCGAAUGGAGGAUCUGCGAGGAGCUUGUCAGAACAGGAGAGGAAAGCAAUAUCGAUCAGCCAGAAAUCUCGCAGCCACUAUGUACUGCCGUGCAAAUUGGCUUAGUCAAUCUUCUCAAGUCUUGGGGCAUCACUCCCUCUACAGUCAUUGGCCAUUCAAGUGGGGAGUUUGCAGCAGCCUAUGCUGCCAAUGCCAUAUCGCUAGAUACGGCAAUUAUAUUGGCCUAUACUCGCGGUGUAGUAGCCACGAUAGCACCCAGUGACGGAGGCAUGCUCGCUGUGGCACUUGGUCGAGACAGUGUGUCUCGGUAUUUGGACAAUGACAUCGUAGUAGCAUGCGAGAAUAGCCCUAAGAGCGUGACUCUUGCUGGGCCCCGUUGUCGGUUAGAGCGGCUGGCAACUAAUCUCAAGAAUGAGGAGCCCGACGUCCUAUUAAAGCUGCUACCAGUUGAGCGUGCAUAUCAUUCUCCGCAUAUGGCAACCGUCGGUGCCAAGUACGAAGACAUGACCGGUCCCCAUAUAGCUAUGAAUGCUGACGCAAUGAUUCCAAUGUAUUCCACUGCAUCGGGCACGGUAAUCACCUGUCCCAGUGAACUUGACGCUGUAUAUUGGCGCCGUAGCCUAGAAUCUCCCGUGCUAUUCUCCACGGCUUUUCGUGACCUAGCCAUAUCCACGACUGAUAAGGUGCACCUAGUCAUAAUAGAGAUUGGGUCGAAUUCGGCGCUCCGUGGACCAAUGCAGCAAAUCCUGUCUGAAACCACAACCAGCUACACGUACUGCGCGACCAUGAAACGCAACGAGGAUAACAUAUUCAAUAUCAUGUCUGUCGCCGGGACAGCGUACCUGAGCCAUCUGCCCGUUGACCUACUCGCUAUUAACGGGGCCUAUCAGGGACAGACAGUCCCCGACCUUCCUACCUACCCCUGGCAACGAGAGGACACUGAGUGGACAGAAUCGCGCCUGACUAGACAAUGGCGCCUCCGCCAGUUUCCUCGCCACGAGUUGCUGGGAGCCCGGUGCCUGGAAAGUAACGAUUUCGCACCCACCUGGCGUAAUGUCCUCAGAGGUGAUGAGGUGCCCUGGAUUAACGAGCAUCGCAUGAUGGGCAUUGUUGUAUUUCCAGCCGUGGGUUAUGUAUCUAUCGUUUCCGAAGCCAUACGGCAGGUUACCGGCUCGAGCGACUGUACUAUUCAACAUCUCCUGCUUAUGGAGGCACUGGUGAGAGAUGAAAGCGACGUUGAGAUUAUGACGAGUUUGCGCAAGAUGACUUUGAACGCCACUAUGGAUUCUAGUUGGUACGAGUUCAUCAUAUGGUCGUACAAUGGCCAUGGAUGGACCAAACAUUGUUCGGGGCAAGCGAGAGCUGGUAACGACCAGCCACCUUCAUCGAAUACAAUUUCUGCGCCAUUUGAUCGGGAGCUUACAUCACAAACUUGGUACCGAAGGACCCAAAAAAAGGGACUGGAAUAUGGUACUCGUUUUGAAGGCCUACAUGAUAUCACGGUCGAUCCGCUAAGGAACGCUGCUCGUGGAAGAGUCGAGGACAAACGCGAGCUUCACCACAGCUAUUAUGCCAUUCACCCAACGAUCGUCGACCAGUGUCUUCAAGUAGCGCUUAUUGCCAGUGACAAAGGGGUAUCUCAUUAUCCUGACAAGGCUGGCAUGCCACUUUACAUCGAUCGGGUUUAUUUGGCCCCUGGGGGUGACUCGAUGCUGGUCGAGGCUACGACCACAAACCCUGUCGAGGAAAACUUGAUCGGGCGCUUCAGGGCAGUAUCCGAGACGACAGGUGACUUGGUUUUGGAAAUGGCUGGGAUGCGCUUUUUGCCCAUACCGGAGACAGGCUUCGAAGGCAAAGGGCCGAAGCUAGGGACAUAUGUCGAGUGGAAACCUGAUAUCAGGUUUCUAACCGUAAGCCAUCAGGUACCAUCUCCAGUAUUCUUAGACCAGUCAAUGAUGCACGGAUGCGCAAAGGCGGCAUUUGUAUCCAUGUUUGAUAUGCUCGAAGCCAUGGGUACUCAACCCGUGCUUUCACCAUAUUUCAUCAGGUACAAAGAGGUACUCUUAAACAUAGCGCGCAGACUGGCUGAAGGCCAAUACAAUUAUAUACCUGGGUUGCAACAUAUUAGGGAAAUGAACCAAAAACAGCGCCAGAAGAUAUUUGAAACUCUACGCACAGAAUUCCCCGACCCCCGUGUGGACAAAUUCUAUGUUGACAUUCGGAGAUAUGCAACUGAGUAUUCCAAUCACUUUGCGGAUGGAAACGAUACCGGGAGCACUUCGCUCCUGAGCUCAAUGAAAAGCAUUUUCGAGUGGGGCCUCACUCUUCACAACUGGAACGACUUCCUUGGUCCCCUUGGACAUACGAACCCGCGCCUCCGUAUCCUGGAGGUUGGUGCUGAUGCAGGGUCUGCAACGGCAACCAUCGUAAAUGCACUAACUACAAUACAGGGAGACAGGCUUUUCAACAACUUCACGGUGACCGACCCAGACACUGCAUGUCUCGAUGCGUUAAAAGAACGUUUCCAAGCUGUGCCUAAAAUGGAAUACAAAUCAUUAGAUAUCUCCAAGGAUCCUAGGGAGCAGGGACUUAUCGAAGCUAGCUAUGACCUAGUAGUUGUGUGUAAUGUCCUGUGGCAGACGCCGGUUCUUUCUCAGCCACUCAAGAAUGUACGGUCUUUACUGGCCCCUGGAGGACGAUUGCUGCUAUGCGAGCCAUGUUCAGAUAUACCAUACUUUGAUGUUUUGAUGGCCCUGCUCCCUGGAUGGUGGUCGGGGGUUGGUAAUGACCAUCUAGAAAAGCCUUACGUUUCAGUGCAUCGCUGGAAGACGGAGUUAUGCCUAGCAGGCUUCUCAGGAGUCGAUGUCUUCGCGUACAAUGCACCCUCCCCACUUCAUUCACAAGCUGUGAUGCUGUCGACUAACCCAGUGGUGGAUCCCCCUCGACCCCCGAUUAGCUUACUUUGCAGGCCUGAGGACAGAUAUCACCCGUGGGUACAAGGAAUUGCAAGCCAUUUGUCCUGCAAUGAAUAUGCAGUACAGUGGUGUUUGUUUGGAGAGGAACUUCAAACACAGGACGUUAUUGCCUUGCUAGAUCUUGAAACACCUUUCAUGGACAAUCUUUCUCAGUUAACCUACGAUAAGCUAAAAAGUAUACUUGCAUCAGUUAAGCGCAUACUUUGGGUUACGCACUCGAUUCAAAUGAGAUGUCUGGACCCCCGUUUCGGUCAGAUCCUCGGCCUUGCUCGCACCUUGCGUCUCGAACUGAACAUCGACUUUGGGACUUUUGAGGUUGAUUCAUUCAAUGAAGACACAAUCUCCACGGUCAUGCAGGUAUACCAGCAGCUUGGUAGUGACAUUCCUGGAUCGGACGCUCGGGAGUAUGAGUUCAUCCUAAGCCAAGGCGCCGUGCAUACUGGCCGUGCAAUUUUGACCAAGGUGGCAGACCAGCUUGAGGCCAAAGACCAGUUUGAUGUCUACCAGCUUGACAUCGGGACAGUGGGCGAUCUGAGCACACUUGGCUGGAAACCAAUUCGGGGUCGGGAGGCCGGGCCGCACGAAGUGGAAGUCAAGGCUAGCUAUAUGGCAUUGAACUUUAAGGAUCUCAUGAUGUCGCUAGGGGUUGUGGAGAGAACCAAAACAAUGGACUUCAGCUUCGAAGUUAGUGGUAUUAUCACUAGUGUGGGAUCCCAGGUUAGCGACCUGCAAGUGGGUGACAAAGUAGUUUUAUUUGAUCCCUCACCAACAGCAACCAAGGGGGUGUUUCCGGCUGAACGCGUCCGCCGGAUUCCUGAUAAACUAACAAUGACAGAGGCUGCUGCCAUUCCCACUGCUUACGCUACUUCCAUUCUCACGCUGUUGCAAAUCGGCCAGUUGAAAACGGGUCAGUCGGUUCUGGUCCAUUCCGCAUGUGGUGGUGUUGGACUAGCAGCAGUUCAUAUUUGCCAUGCAAUUGGUGCAAUAAUCUUUGCCUCGGUCGGUAGUGACGAAAAAGCACAUUAUCUGAUGGAGACAUUUGGCAUUCCCCGCUCACACAUCUUCGACUCCCACAGUACAUCGUUCCUCUCGGGGGUCAUGCAGCAAACUAACGGAAGGGGCGUCGAUUUAGUGCUAAACUCGCUUGCAGGUGACCUGCUGCGGGCCUCAUGGCAAUGUGUUGCGCCUUUUGGAAAGAUGCUCGAGAUUGGGAAAAGGGAUAUUCUGGGGCAUGGCUUGCUUGAUUUGCAUGGGUUCCAAAACUGUCGGUCCUUCUGCGGCUUCGACUUAUAUACCGUUGCAUUCAAGGAUUGGCGUAGGAGCGGAGAGGCUAUAGAAAAAGGAAUAAAGUAUUUCCUUGAUUCCAAAUAUCGCCCUGCACACACCGUCUUCAAAGUUGAAGAGCUAGAAACUGCCAUGCGGCAAAUGCAAAACGGCCAAAACAUUGGAAAGCUCAUUAUCGAGUUGCCUGAAGACGACAGUCGACUUCCUUUAUUGCCCGCCCCCCCAGUAUUCAGUUUCCAGUCUAAUGCUUCAUAUCUGCUGGUUGGUGGACAGAGAGGAAUCGGCCGAGCGAUUGUCCGGUGGAUGGUGGAAUAUGGCGCUCGCUAUUUUGUAUUCCUAUCCCGAUCUGCUGGAUGUAAUGAAGAAGAUCAAAAGUUCUCACAAGAGCUCCAAAUCCAGGGAUGCCAAGUGGAAAUGAUUGCCGGGAGCGUUGCUGAUCUAGAGACCGUCGAGCGUGCCAUAGGUCAAAGCCCACGCCCUAUCGCUGGCAUCAUCCAAAUGUCAGCUAUCUUAAAGGAUCAACUCUUCGAUAAGAUGAGCUAUGAAGACUGGACAGAGUCCCUUUCAGCCAAGGUACAGGGAACCUGGAAUCUCCAUCAUGCGCUGCUCAGCCAACCUCUGGACUUCUUCAUUGUAUUCAGCUCCGCUGUAAGCCUAGUUGGGAACGCAGGUCAAGCCAACUAUGCCGCCGCAAAUUCAUUCUUGGACUCAUUUGUGCAGUAUCGCCGAGGACUAGGAUUGCCAGCAUCAGGGGUUAGCCUGGGUCCCGUGGAUGAAAUGGGUCUCAUGUCCCGUCAGCCGGAGCUCCUGGCCAAAGCGCACCAGACAUUUCAUCAUAUGAUGGGAGAAGGCGACGUUCUCAAGGCAUUCCAAGUUGCGGUUGUCUCCGCGAAAGACGACUUAUCGUCGUGUCGUCCAGCAACCAUGAUAGCGGGGUUGUCCCCGGCCGCUGUCACCAACGACCCGUGGUUGCAACAGGAUGCCCGCUUCACCACGUUCUCUAUAUCCAAAUCUGACGAGUUAAGCGCAGGAGGAAUUGACGAAGCGGAGUUCCAGCGAAAAAUUGCUUCGGUCAAGAGCAACCCAACUCUUCUGAAUGACGGCACAGUUGUGAAUUGGAUCAUCGAAGCACUUGGGAAACAAAUUUCGCACCAUAACGGGCAAUCAGGGGAAAUUGACGAGGCGCAAUAUCCUAAUCUCGAGGUAGAUUCUUUGAUGAGCCUUCAGAUUAAGCACUGGAUUCGGCGCAAUGCGGAUGUGGAGCUUUCGAUUGGCGCCAUAACCGAGGCGAGGAAGGUCGGAGCGAUUGCGACGCUAAUAACGGACUCGUUGCGUGCCAGAUACGGAGUGAAGGAAAAUGAGGAUGGUAAGGCUUAG